This is a messenger RNA of Tripterygium wilfordii, 1049 nucleotides long. RefSeq lists its product as uncharacterized. The transcript has a single exon. The coding region runs from base 193 to 822 and encodes 209 amino acids. Lineage: Eukaryota; Viridiplantae; Streptophyta; Magnoliopsida; Celastrales; Celastraceae. The record is from RefSeq and is a predicted model, not a curated record.
UUUCUUAUCCAUCAACUCCACCAUUGUUUCUCUCUCUCUCUCUCAACAACCACUUUUUCUCACUGUCCAAACACCCUCAACUUUCUCUCUCUAAAAAACACCUCACUCUCUCUCUCUCUCUCUCUCUUAUAUAUAUAUUGCGGAAGCUUAGUAAUUUGUUUUACUAAAUUAACCUGAGAAAACGUCGUAAUAAUGGAGGAUAAUGGCAAGAAGCGAACACGGGACGAGUUGGAGGACGAGGAAGUCGACUCACCCGAGUCGAGACUCACCCGGGUGGCCUCGGAUGCUGACUCGGCCGAUUCGAAGCGGUUGCGUUCCGACUCGGGUGAGGAGACCGAGGCGAAGAAAAUCCAGGAGGACCUGCUUGAUAUUCUUGAUGACUCGGAUGACCGUGACCCGGCGAUUCAAGGGCUGGAGUCGGUGAUGAAGAGUUUCGAGGAAGAGAUCCUCGUCCCUGCGGGUACUGUGGAGGGCAAGGGUUAUGAAUCUCAGCCGGAUCUCGGUUUCCUUCUAGAAGCUUCGGACGACGAGCUUGGCCUGCCGCCGAGUUCUUCCUCAGGCGAGGAGCAGAAGGCUGAGGCUCUGGAUUUGGAUUUUGCUGCCGGCGGUUUCGGCGGGAUUCUGGAAUUUGAGGACCAGUUGCCUUAUUAUGACUCGUUCGAGUUCGGAAUCGUUGGUGACUCGGCUAACAAUGCAAACUACAAUGAUAGCGUGGACUUCAUGGCGCUGGGAGGCUUGUUUGACUAUUCGGACGGUAGUUGUCAACCGGCUGAUGUUUCGGAGAUUCCGUGGCGAACGGCGGAGUCUCUCUCUUCCUUGUAAAUGCGUGGCGUUUCGGGCCGACGGAGUUUUAUCUGAAGCCGAAACGUUCUCGUAAAUACACCGUAAUUAGCUUGUAAUCUCUUUUUUUGUUGUUGAAUUAGUGUGACCAUACCAAAUUAUCAAUUCUUUUUUUAAUUAAUUGUACUUAUUUUAAGUUCAAUUAGGUUUAUAAGAUCUAAAUUUUGUGCUAUAUAUGUUAAAUAUAUGUAUUAAGGUAUUCUAUGUGA